GCGCACGCACUGACAAGGGGGCAAGCGAGCGGCACUCGUAGUCUCGAUCAUACCAUCCCGCAGAUAGACUGUUUUAAAAAACAAAACGAUUUUUUUAAGAAAAAACUGCACAUUUUCUGUGUUUUUGCGUGCGGGUGUUUAUAAACUAUAGUUCCAAACAGUGCAACGUACAAAAGUGAUGUGAUUAUUCGAUUUUCAAAACGGAUGCUCGAUUAGCGGUACAUUGCUCAACGAGUUUCUACGUUUCUAGCGGCAAAACGGUGGGCAUAAACGAGAAUUCGGGCAUGAGAGUGUAGUUUUUUUUAAAGUGUUGUCAUCGUUGUAUGGCACGAUGAUAUCUGGAGGGUGGGUUUGCGCGCUGCACGUGAGGACGGCAGGCCUAGGGGGUGCAGCCCUAGGCUCGGACGAGGAGGAAGUGGUCUACCUGGCCUAUAUUGUCAUUGACGUGAGCAACAAUCAGGUGAUCGGAGAACGAGAAUAUGCUGUCCGGCCGACGCGGAGACCCUCCGAGGAGCUGCAGACCGGGCAGCCCCUAGAAGUAGUUGUACAACAGUUCGACGAGUUCGCGCGCUCGCUACAAGUGGACCCGCACUCCCCCCUCUUCAGGCUAGUCACAGACGGACAACCCCCACUUAGACAAUGUCUCCACCCAGAAGCGUGCAGCAAGGAACUAACGCUGCCCGCGUACUACGCGCGCUUCCACGACCUGCGCAAGGAGUUCAUGCGCGCGUACGCGUUGCGCGCCGUCCCCCCGCCCGAGCCCACGGCGCUACAAGACAUGCUUACUUAUUUAGGUAUACCCCCGUACACGGGAGACAAUUUUUACGCGGCUGAGGUCAAAGACAUGGCCAGUGUUAUUAGGAGAAUAAUUUCAGACGGUUUCCGGUUAGAGCUACCGGAGACGGUCGACUUAGUAUUAGAAACUGGAAUAUGUUCAAAAGACGAUGAGAUCGACGGCAACUGCAUAGUGCGCGCGCGGGGUCUGCCCUGGCAAUCUUCCGACCAGGACAUCGCCAAGUUCUUCCGAGGACUCAAUGUUGCCAAGGGCGGAGUAGCGCUCUGCCUAUCCCCCCAGGGCCGCCGGAACGGCGAGGCACUAGUGCGUUUCGUAUCCCAGGAGCACCGCGACAUGGCGCUCAAGAGACAUAAACACCACAUAGGCCCGCGGUACAUCGAGGUGUACCGGGCGAGCGGUGAAGAUUUCCUGUCGGUGGCGGGCGGCGCGACGUGCGAAGCAGCCGCGUUCCUCUCCCGCGGCGCGCAGGUCAUCGUGCGCAUGCGCGGACUGCCCUACGACGCCACUCCCGCGCAAGUGCUCGACUUCUUCUCAACCGGCGAUGACCCGGUCCAAGUACUAGACGGCGCUGAAGGCGUCCUAUUCGUCCGACGAGCCGAUGGUCGCGCCACCGGCGAUGCCUUCGUACUGUUCUCUAAGGAGGAGGACUCGCCUAAAGCCCUGUCACGACAUCGGAAGCUGAUCGGGCAGAGAUAUAUCGAGCUGUUCAGGUCAACGACUGCUGAAGUUCAACAGGUGCUGAACCGCUCGCUAGAGCCGCGCACGCCGGCCAGCACGCCGGCGGCGCCCGCGCCCGCCGAGAGCCUGCUGCCCGUGGCGCUGGUGCCGCAGCACGUCAUCACCUCCGGCACCGCCAAGGACUGCGUCCGGCUCCGCGGCCUGCCUUACGAAGCACAGGUUGAAAACAUCCUGACUUUCUUGGACGAGUUCGCGAAGAAUAUCGUCGUUCAGGGCGUCCAUAUGGUUUAUAAUGCACAGGGUCACCCGAGCGGAGAAGCGUUCAUCCAGAUGGACAGCGAAACGAGCGCGUUCCUGUGCGCGCAGCAGAAGCACCACCGGUACAUGACGUUCGGCAAGAAGCAGCGGUACAUUGAGGUGUUCCAGUGCUCCGGCGACGACAUGAACCUGGUGCUGACGGGCGGCGCGACGCCGGCCACGUCCCCCAAGGUGCUGUCGCCCGGGCCACUCACAUAUUACUACCCGACCAUGGGCCCGACGCUGCCGCCGCCGCUGGUCUACUGGGGGUACCCCACGCCGCCUGUGUCGCCCGCACAUUACUACCACCCGCCUCACCAUCCGCAGACUAUGGUAACGAACACUUAUGCCGGAUGUGGUGUCAGUUGGAGGCGGGUCCCCCCUCCCCAUCCCCCCUCCCGCGGCGUGUCCGGAAUGGCCCAUAUACAUGGUCAAUUAGUCAAGCAUCUUGUUGGCUCAAAACUAAUUAGACCUAUAGACCGUAGCAAUCACAACACAACAAAAAAAUAAUGAAGUUUAUUUUUUAAACAUUUCGAUAGUCUAUUUGAUGAUGUUUAUCAAAUUAUUUUUUUUUUUAACGUUACAAGCACGCGUGUUGUUUUAAUAUGUUGACAGCGAUGCUUAGUUUUAAAUGUUUUUGAAAAUUGUAUUUUAAGAUAUUUAUGCAACAGAAAGUAAAACAUCACUUGCCAUCAAUUUCUAACAAAAUAAUAGUUUAAUGGCUCAAGUAUAGUAGUGAUAUUUUGAGACAAAUAAUUAUAUCAUUAUGAUAUUAUUUUUAUUUAAAAAUAUAUUUUAUUUAUAAAUAAGCUAUACGUUACGUUUUAGCAUUUUUUUUCAAUGUUAUUUCGCAAAAAAUCUAUAUCUGUUGUUAUUUUUUAUAACCAUUUGUUGGGACUAGGGUUUGCAAUCCGGAUCCGAAAUGUAUGAAAUUAUCUGGAUCCGAAUUUGCGGAUCUUUUCAUACAUUUCAGAUCUGUCGUGCAAACCCUAGGCAGUGUACCAGUAUGCAAGAUUUUUUACAAAUAUUUUUUAACUUAUGCAGAUAUAACGAUUUACAUUAAAAAGUAAAUCGUGCAAGUCUAUAACAAUGUUAUAAGUAAGUACAUAUCUUAUUUAUGAAUCUUUUGUAAUAAUCUAUUAAACUCUUUGCGUAGUUCCUCUCACUCUUCAAAUAUUUUUAACAUAUUAUUUUGUAUUCUGUAUAAUAUCCUAAUCUAAAAACAACGAAACGCAGUGAUAUAUAAACGGUGCUGUUUGUUAAUUAUUUUUGUAGAAAAUAAACCAAAUAAAUAUGUUAUCAAAAUAAUAUCUAUUAUACACUAGACUUUUAGUUUAAGACAACGCUCAAUUAGAAAUAGCUAAAUAAAUCGAGAAUUUAGUUAAUAGGCCAUACUUUUAAGAUUUUUCACCUACUUGAGCAUUUUCUCACUGUAUAAAUAAAAGGAUUAAAGUUGCAUGUAAUACUUGGUUAAGUCCAUUUUAAAACGAUUUUGAAUCUUCAAAACAUAAGACUUAGACUAUGUGUUGUUUUAAGUGAACAUUGCUCAUUAGACUAAGAAUCGCAAUAUGCUCAAGUGGCGUUUACAUCUUGAGCCUGCCAAGCCAGAUUUGACUUCGUUAUUUAUGGUAAAGUACAGGUGUUGUCUUGCCAAAAUACUGAUUGGGCUUAUCAUGUUCAUGAUGAGCUAGAAACUGUUAUAUGUAUUUGGCUUGUGUAGUUUAGAAAUUAGAUAGUUAUUUCCUUUAUCGUGUUGACUGUUUUUACUAUUUUUUGUAAAGAAAACGAUUUAUCUUAUACUUUUUAGAUCGCCCUGAUGCUAAUACAGGAAUAAUCAUCAACACAUAAAAGAUUUCCAUAAAACAAUCCUAAAUCAUAUUAGCCAUUAAUUAAAUUUAAUUUACUAGGCAUAAUAUCUAAUUUAGAAGUUAAAUAUAAACAACAUAAUCUUCAAUGUCUUCCAAUUUUGUAAAAUAGUAUUGUAUUUAUUUAAGUACGUCACAAAUUAUUGUGAUAGUUAUAAUAACUAAAGUUUAGACACAAUAAUAAAUCGUUAUUAUAUGGCGUUAAUAAACGUUACGUGAGAAAGUUUGUAAAAAACGUUAAAAUAACUUUAUUUAAUGACUUAAAUUAAUAUAAAAAUGAUAUUAAUAUGAAAUUUUAAGAUCGAAUAAUUUUCAUUUGUUAUCAUUAUAUGUAUUAUGUUUUGUAUUAGACAGUAGUUGUUGUUAGUUACAUUCAAAAUCGUUAAAAUUACAAUCAGUUCUAAAAAGCAAUAUUGCAUAUAUGGUUUUAUAUAUGAACAUUUUCGAAAGAAUUGAUUUUUAAGUAUUGGUCAGUAGUUGUUGUUUUUAAGUUUUAAACCAUGACGUUGGAAGCUAUCAUGACCACAUAUUAUUUUAAAUGAAUUAUUUUACUUCUGUUAAAUGUUUCUUAUUAUAACGUCAUUUUUAUGUGUAUGUAUUUUGUUGUUCUACUAUUGAUGACAAUGAGACAAAUACGGUUGGCCUCAAAGUCGCUGAAAGAAAUACUUCACACGCCUUAUUUAAUUCAGUUGUCCUAACUGGCAUCCUAAGUAGGAUCCUAAAGAAAUGAUUCUACUUAUCGCAGUCCAGACUCUUAAGGAGCCCACUGAUUACCAGUUCGCCGGAAGGUAUAGGCCUGUCAGUUAUUCGCAAAAGCUGAUAAUCGCGAAUAACCGACAGGCCGAUAUCGUCCGGAGAACUGGUAAUUAGUAGGCCACUUUAGGUAGGUAUUAAUAGCGGUUGAGCGUUUAAAUUUUUUUAUUGAAAACCAUCUCACAGAUCCUAUUCUUUUUGGGUUCAUCGAACUCAGAAUCAUUUUAAUUCUGCAAAAAAAUUGUAUGGAAAUUUUAGUUUACCUACGUCACGUACAAGUACAAGUGAAAAAAAUCCACACUAAAAAGUGAUGUAAUGGAACGGACAUUUUGAGACAUCUUUUUUAAUGGUAGGGUGGAGAAUGCUCACGGGUCUGAGUAUGACCCCAAGAAAGUUCGGAUUUGUAAGGCUCAGUUUUUCAUAAUUUUUUUUUUUUUCAAUAGACCUAAUGUGUAAAGCGCUUUAGCACUAGCCGAGGCUGAUGGUAGGAGCGUUGCACGAUAAAAAAAUAUGUUUAACAAUGCUUAUGCGUUUAACGCUUAACACAUCUUACUUAAUGCAGUAAUUGACGACAGGGACCCAGCAAUACGUAUAUGCAAGUGUGAUGCAGAUAUCUCUACUCUACCGUGUCAAAAGUAACUGCGUCUCUGUUGCUAGUUACCGAAUUAGGUAAGUUAAGUGCUAUAGGGAAGCCGAUAGGAAUGCGUUCACCAAUGGGAACCGCACCUAGCACGGUCCAGCUACCUCGCGUUAUGGCACAGCUCUGAGGACCUACCACGAAAAUAGAAAAUCUAAAUUUCGCUAUCUGACUCUGUUAUUCUUCCAUAUUCGUGCGAUAAAGAAGCAGAUAUCGAAAUUUCGAUUUUCACUUAGAGGCCCACUGUUUCACAGCGUUAUUUGACAUAAUAUAUAUUUAUUAUGAGUAUAGUACUUUUCGCAUAUCGUUGUUCAUACAAUAACAAUACAAAAUAUAACAUAAAAUUCAUCAUAUAAUUUGUAUCCAUGCAUAAAUUACCUUUGUAAAAACUAUUGAGGCCUUAUGUCCUAUUUUCACCUUAAUCGACCUAUAUAAGAUUCUUGAAAAGUUUAUUUAUGUAGAUAUAGCCUACAUCUUGUUUUUUAAAGAAACUCACUGAAAGAUAGGCUCAUUAGGAUUUCCUAGGUACUUAAUUCAAACAUGGCAAAACAAAUUAAUUUAUAUUAGUCUUUUUAUUUAAAGUUGUAGGUACACUGCACUCAUUAUUUCCUUUUGUUAGGAUUGAAAGAGUUCGUGAUUAUAAGUAGAAAUAACAAAAAUCAAUGAUAUUAUGUCUCCAGAUACGUUAUAGAUAGGCGUUCCAGAAUUUAAGCGCUUACCUUAUUGUACAAAUUGUACAUUGAUUGUAUAUUGUGCGCCUUGGCAAGCCAGAAAUGUGCACGUGCUAACGAGAUCUCGCACACCGAAAGAGACAAGCGAGUAUUACAAAUUGAAUUUAAACUAUCGUGAGACAUACUAUCAUUAAACUCAUUUUACGGUUUAAACUCGCGUUAUUUUAGUAACUCGCACGACAUUUUUCAUGUUGUGAGUUCGUGUUGUUUGUGGCUUAAAGUGUUAGGUGGCCCAAAUCCAAACACACCACUAUGCCUGCGUACAACGACAGCGCAAGACCUCGUCCAACUGCUUCUCUCAGCGCGCGCGCAGCGGCUCGCAACUGCAAGCGAAGCCCGGCGGUCGUGAACGCUGCUCGUACUGUAGUGCGUGAGAAAAGCGACCUUGGGUCUCCACAGGUCGCGCGAGUGGCUAAAAAAAACACGUGUGUUUAAAUAGUAAAAUUAGUUUAAUGUGACUAUGACAAAGAUGAAUGGUGUGCGAAAAUUAAUCAACAAAAACGGUUCAUUCGUAGGUAAUGAAAUAAAUAUCGAAGUUUUAUUUGUACUCCUUAUGUACAGAGUAGUAUAAUCAAUCUAUAGUUAUAUAAUAUAUAGGUAUCAUUGAUAAAAAUCCCAAAUUUGAAAAAGUGUAGUGCAUAAUAGUACAACUUUAAAUAUUACGACCCAUAUUGCUAUUACAUAUACAAAUAACAUUUAUUUUAUAAUAAUUACACUGCAGUUUACCUGUGUUACCUAUUAUUUUAUUGAGAUCUGAAAGAUUUUUAAUACAAAUUAUUAUCAGAACUAUUUUAUAUAAAAUCUUUAGUACUAUUGUAAUUAUUAUAAUUUUGUUACUUUUUUUUAUAGAAAGUGCCACUUCAUAAUAAUAUUUUUCCUUGGAAGUGGUACUUUGAAAUUGUUACCUACUUUCUGUUGAUUUUUAUAUAAAUCUGUUGAUGUCGUAGUGUUACUUUUAGUAUUUUAGAUAGAUUUAGUCAAAUUAGAACGUGCAAUGUUAGAAAUUAGACAUGUCUCGAUGUUUAAUGCCAAAAGUUGUUUGGUUUCAUAUCAUACAAAGUAGUGAAUUGUUCCGAUAAAUAUAUAUAGAUCCAUCAUAAAA
This is a messenger RNA of Cydia pomonella (codling moth), 6859 nucleotides long. It is a transcript of the gene fus, whose product is annotated as RNA-binding protein fusilli. Bases 332 to 2281 code for a protein of 649 amino acids. Gene Ontology annotation, biological process: regulation of RNA splicing. Gene Ontology annotation, cellular component: nucleoplasm; ribonucleoprotein complex. NCBI's taxonomy places the organism in Eukaryota, Metazoa, Arthropoda, Insecta, Lepidoptera, Tortricidae. The record is from RefSeq and is a predicted model, not a curated record. The transcript is spliced from 16 exons. Gene Ontology annotation, molecular function: mRNA binding.